Molecule: messenger RNA, 1414 nt
Organism: Sipha flava (yellow sugarcane aphid)
Lineage: Eukaryota; Metazoa; Arthropoda; Insecta; Hemiptera; Aphididae
Gene: MESR3
Exons: 3
Coding region: 334-1161 (275 amino acids)
Biological process (GO): regulation of transcription by RNA polymerase II
Cellular component (GO): nucleus
Molecular function (GO): DNA-binding transcription factor activity, RNA polymerase II-specific; RNA polymerase II cis-regulatory region sequence-specific DNA binding
Source: RefSeq, a predicted model, not a curated record
GUUGCGCACGGUGGGCAGUUUGAAUCAGCGACCGGCACGCGUAUGAGUCUUCCAAAUGACUCUCCUCGUUUAUCGUUUUAUGAUAAUAAUUCUGUUUCGUGUGUAACAACGGACCGUUGUUUUUCGUUAAACGUUUCCCCGUGUCUUUGUUUUCUUUCCUUUCCACCCCAAUUCCCCUCGCUGGAAAUAAUUGAACAAUUGAACAAUCGAUAACGAACUUUUUGGAUUUCGUGAUACAGUGUAGUUGUGAAACAGAUUGUAUUUUUAUUGCAAUUGCGUGAUCCUUUGACGAGCUGCUGAUUGAACGCAUUUGAUUCGCUAAUCAGAAUCGAUAUGUCGCCAGGUGUUGCAGUGUCUCCUAAUUCCAUGUCUUCGGGCUACGCGGCUUGUUCUCUAAUCAACGUAGUACCAAAUCAACAGACACUCAGAGGAAAUUUCUCGGAAAACAUGGAAUCUCCGCACAUGGGCAUCAGCAGCAGUAGCAGUAGCAGUAGCAGUAGCAGUACUGCCAGCAGCGGAGAAAGUGCCGAGCUUUCGGACAAAGAUCAACUUCAAGUGCAAUCGUGUUACAAAGGCUUGAAAACACAGGUGUACGUGUGCGGUUCGAUGGCCAACUUGUACUUGCACAACUCGUCACUGGAAGGCAGUUGGGACUUGAAGUUCACCGGGAUCCCGGUGGUGCUGUACGAUAGCGGCGAGACGCGGUCCAGGGACAAGCCGCGUAUCCAGAUACUGCUCGUGGAACGCGGCACGUGCUUCGCGUUGUGGCAGGACACUAUCGACAACCUGACCUCGUACAAGGUGUCCAGCCAAGGGUUUCACACAAUGUGCUUAUCAACGGACCACACCCAGCUGAUCGGGUUGAGUUUCGACUGCGCCGAGGCCGCCCAUCAGCUGUGGUCGCACAUCGAUCGGCUCACGUCCGACCCGGAGAACAUUCGAUUGUCCGGCCCCGGCAACCGGUCGAAACAGAGCCGAAAAUUGAAGCACCGGCCGGCUCCGGUCCGCCGGCUCCCGGACAAGUCGCACAUCUCGCAACCGUGCUGCUUCGAGCACAUCACCAACGUCGAGGUGGCCGACCGGUCCAGGUACUUGUCGCUGCAGAAUCUCGUGCCCGCGCCGAUGCUGCAGCCGCUGGACACCGGGAGUGGCGCGAAGUGAAUCGCCUAAUGGACGCGACACCCGUUGCUGCGUUUUUAGCACGGGUUAAUAUUUAUUUAUAGGGAUCUCUGUACAGUCAGUGUUGUCCGAUCGUCCGAAAAUCGGAGUGCAUUCAUCGAUAGUCGACUAGCAUUUGAAAUACACACUAAUUAUUUAUACUCGAAACGCCUUGUCAGACGCGUUUCCAUAUUAUAAUUGUUGCUAUCCUUCGAAUAGACGUACAAUAUUUUUUUAUCCUAGUCCUUAGUGAAAA